This is a messenger RNA of Histoplasma mississippiense, 1779 nucleotides long. RefSeq lists its product as hypothetical. The transcript has 7 exons. Bases 1 to 1779 code for a protein of 592 amino acids. The record is from RefSeq and is a predicted model, not a curated record. NCBI's taxonomy places the organism in Eukaryota, Fungi, Ascomycota, Eurotiomycetes, Onygenales, Ajellomycetaceae.
AUGGCCUUUUUCUGCUGCGGAGGGGCCGAUAAGGACGAAGUUACCGUGGCAAACCGCCCUAAAGAUAAUAAAAACACUUCCGCCGGCAAACAAAAGGCAAACGAAGGCCCAGCCACGUCUUUCCCAUCUAGCACACAACUGAGAACUCCAAAUCUAUCAGGUUUUUCUACGGGUGACGAGAAGCAGCGUGUUUUCGGGCCAGCUGAGGCUCAUGUCGUUAGGCCUAGCAUAAUCCCAGCGAUGCCCGACGGAACUUACGACCAAAAGUCAGGACCUCCCCCUGGUUAUCAUGACGGAGAGCACCAUGAAAAUACUCAAGCUCCACCUGGUAACCCACCUCCUUACCAUAACUGGGAAGAAGCUGUGCCAGAUACGGCAAUGUUUCCUCCUCCCCCGGUUGGAGGGUAUCUAUAUUCUAAUACGGGAAAUGCAUCAGAAGCGGAUGCUGAUCGAGCUCAUGACUUCUGUGAUAAUACCCCGUUGUGGACACCAUGCAUGCCAUCAGAUGCGGUAUACAAUUCAGUUCAAAAUUUUGACCUCCGACCUGUUAGACCUCAACAGUACAACGGGCAUCUAGAAGUUGUUGGCCAAGGGAUGUGGAGAGGACGCACUCAGGACCAGAAUGGAGACUGUAUUCUGCUGACGGGUUUACCAUUGUACUUUCCAGCAAAGGAUUCGCCGCUAAUCACAGAACGAACGAAGACGAUAUACUUCGAAGCGAAACUUCUUGCCCAGUACGAUGGAAUCAAGGGCCAAGUUGGUGGGUUUUCCAUCGGUUUUGCAGCUCAACCAUACCCCACAUGGCGAUCACCUGGAUGGGAACGGGGAAGCGUGGGCGUUUUCUCCGAUGAUGGCUGCAGAUUUGUGAACGAUUCAUGGGGUGGGAUGGAGUUUACUAGCGCAUUCAAAGUUGGGGAAACGGUUGGAUUAGGAAUGAAGUUCUCAUUACCGUCUCCAGAGUCGUUAACAAUAUCCCAAACCAAUGGGACACCCACAACUCUUCCGGUAGAAAUAUUCUUCACACGGGAUGGAAAAUUUGUAGGGAGCUGGGAUCUACAUGAGGAGGUCGAUGAGGAUGCUGGUGGUGUUAGGGGGCUAGAGGGCGAUUUUGAUCUCUAUGGUGCUCUUGGGUUAUUUGGGGGCGUCGAGUUCGAACAAACACAUCAGGAUCCGUAUCGAGCGGAUCCAGGCAACCAAAAGGCUUCGGCCAACGUAUUCGGAUAUAAUGCUUUCACCUACGUAACCUUUGAGGGUCUGGCUAGUUUCGAUACCUUCGCAACCCACGUUUGGAAGCCUAGCCGAAAAAGCUUCGAGCUCUUCAUCGGUCCAGGGCUGCAGUUGACCCACUCACUGGUGUGGAAGAGCAAGCAAGAAGCAAUUGGCAACCUUUGGAGUCUGGCAGCAUACUUAGAUAUCACAUAUUAUAUGAGCCCCCUCAGCAACCCCCCAAAAUAUCCACAUUCUACAGGAGUAAUGUAUAAAUUUCAAUGCCCCUCAAUUUUUGGCAGAAAUCACCUGAGAUAUUCAGAAGUCUCAUCGCCUUUGUAUCAGCAGCUUCUCGAAUUCAACCCACCCAGACACGAGAGAUACCUCAAGAUCAACUUGCCCAAUGAAGCGGCUAUUCUUCCAAUCACCCUACACUGCACCGAUUUCAUCAGAAAUUUCGUGAACACUACUGACCCGCUCAUGAAAAGACGGCAGACUAUACGAACCAUCUGGAGGUUGUCUCAAGACCUGAAGCGAGCCAGAGCCGGGCACGAUGGUUGCAGCGGACUGUGA